CUCUAAAUCCCUCUUCUGUUUGCUAAAUCUCACUGUCACUGCUAAAUUCAGAGCAGAUAGAGCCUGCGCAAUGGCAUAAAGUCCUCAAAAUUGAAAUGUGACAUUGCUCUCAACAUCUCUCAUCUCUCUGGAUUUCUUUUUGCCUCAUUAUUGCUGCUAACCAAUUCAUUUUCAGACUUUUUACUUCAGAAGCAAUGGGGAAAAUCAGCAGUCUUCCAACUCAAUUAUUUAAGUGCUGCUUUUGUGAUUUCUUGAAGGUCAAGAUGCACGUGGUGUCCUCCUUACACCUCUUCUACCUGGCCCUCUGCUUGCUCGCCUUCACCAGCUCGGCCACUGCGGGACCCGAGACGCUCUGCGGGGCAGAGCUGGUCGACGCGCUUCAGUUCGUGUGCGGAGACAGGGGCUUUUAUUUCAACAAGCCUACGGGGUACGGCUCCAGCAGUCGGCGGGCACCGCAGACGGGCAUCGUGGACGAGUGCUGCUUCCGGAGCUGCGACCUGCGGCGGCUGGAGAUGUACUGUGCCCCGCUCAAGCCAGCCAAGGCGGCCCGCUCCGUGCGCGCCCAGCGCCACACCGACGUGCCCAAGACCCCCAAGGAAGUACAUUUGAAGAACGCAAGUAGGGGGAGUUCAGGAAACAAGAACUACAGGAUGUAGGAAGACCCUGCUGGACCUGAAGGAGGACUUGUCACCGCAGCGUCCACUGCUCCGAGCGAGUCGCCUGUUAAGACAUUGGAACGCCUCCCGAAAAAUAAGUUUUAUAAUGUUUCAAAGAUGGGCAUUUCCCCCCAGUGAAAUAUACAAGUAAACAUUCCAACAUUGUCUUUAGGAGUGAUGGUUAAAAGCUUUGCACUUGCAAAAAACAAAACAAAACAGUCUUGCAGCUGGUAGGCGCCUGGUGAUUCUUUAUCAGUAAUGAUCUAUAGAGGGAAAAAAAGUAUCGAUCUUAGUCCCUGCCUCACAAGAACCACAGGGCACAGUGUCACACAGAUCCAGCUGCACUAAAUUCCUCUCUAAAUCUUGGCUGCUGGAACGAGUUCAGCAAUCAAUCUAGGUGGUUUCUGAAUUGUUUUCUUAUUUGCACUCCCUCUGCAUCACACAGACUGUUGGUCUUCCGUGUCUAAUAAUCCUCACCCAUCUCCACAGCCCCUUCCUAACAUUGGUAGGUUGGCAAGUUUGGCCUCCCCAGAAGCACUACCUAGUAGGCAAGUCACCCACGAAUCUUUCAUCCACAAGACUAUGUGUAGCAUUUGUACCAAAUACAGGUUGAUGCACUUAUUUUAGACACAAAGCUUUCAUUUUCCCAUUUAUUUUCACACAAAAAAAUUUUUUUUCAGGCAAAAUAGUUACAACUUCGAGGCCAAUCAUUUUUAGGUGUAUGUUCCAAACAGAGAAAGUCUCUUACACCCUCAAUGCUCCCUUCAAAGGAUGAGUUAGUGUGCAACUGGGUUAUCCUUCCCACUUUAUUUUUUCCAUAUAAAGCACUAUGUAAAUUUAGUGUAUCAGUAAUACAGGAUAUCAAACCAUAGGUAAAACUCUUUUUUUUUUUUUUUUUUAGUACAAUGGUGCUAUUUUGUAGUUUGUUAUAUGAAAGAGCCUGGCCAAAACGGUAAAAGGUGAAAGCAAGGCAGGAGGGAAGCCUGGAGCCAAAGAUGGCGCAGGGGGGAGGAGGGGGAGACAGUCCCAUCUCUUGGGGAAGAGCACAGACUACCCAAGUACCCUUCUGGGGAGCUUUAGAUGCGGGAGUCCACUGACCAGGCCUGAACCAGCAAGCCACAGGAAGCUGUGGAAUGCAAAGACUAAGAAGCCCAGGAAUUUUAAGACCUGGUUUCUUUUUCUCACUGAAGAAACAAAUACCUACUGGCUCUGCCACGGACUCACCGCUGCGGGACCUUGGGCAAGUCCUUUACCUCUCUGCCUGUUUCCUCAUCCGAAAAAUCGGGGCAAUAGUCAUCUACCUACCUCAAAUGGGUGGUAUGAGGAUUAACAAGAUAACGCUUCAAUCUUUAUCCGGCUUUCCAUGAGCCUCGGAAAUGCCGGGACGCGAGGAAUUCUACCAACGACCCCCCCACAGCUGGAGACUUAACAGUGAUCCCCACAGCCCAGUUCCCACCCAACCAACCAACAGGGCUUUAGAGGCUAACAGCUCCAUCUCUUUCAAUACACUUUGCAAAAUGUCAGAAACGUUGGAUUUAAUGUUUGGUUUUGAAUUCUACCUUUGAACCUAGGAA
Messenger RNA from Fukomys damarensis (Damara mole-rat), 2230 nucleotides. It is a transcript of the gene Igf1, whose product is annotated as insulin like growth factor 1. Gene Ontology annotation, molecular function: growth factor activity; hormone activity. The record is from RefSeq and is a predicted model, not a curated record. The coding region runs from base 195 to 656 and encodes 153 amino acids. The transcript is spliced from 4 exons. NCBI's taxonomy places the organism in Eukaryota, Metazoa, Chordata, Mammalia, Rodentia, Bathyergidae. Gene Ontology annotation, cellular component: extracellular region.